Molecule: messenger RNA, 3607 nt
Organism: Cololabis saira (Pacific saury)
Lineage: Eukaryota; Metazoa; Chordata; Actinopteri; Beloniformes; Belonidae
Product: guanine nucleotide exchange factor VAV3-like
Exons: 28
Coding region: 129-2693 (854 amino acids)
Biological process (GO): regulation of GTPase activity; intracellular signal transduction; cell migration
Cellular component (GO): cytoplasm; plasma membrane
Molecular function (GO): protein binding; guanyl-nucleotide exchange factor activity
Source: RefSeq, a predicted model, not a curated record
UUCGUGCAGGCGACACGCGGACGGCUCCGGCUCCGGCAGCGCCUGUCAAUGCCGCGCUCCGGUCCACACUUCAAAUGAGGACCAACUUUUGAUAUCUUCCUCCGGGACAGCUGAUUUUACGCGCCGGCAUGGAGUACUGGAGGCAGUGCGCGAUGUGGCUGAUCAGCUGCAACGUUUUACCUGCGACGCACCGCGUGACGGCGGCGGCGGCGCAGGUGUUCGACCUGGCGCAGACGCUGCGGGACGGGGUGCUGCUCUGCCAGCUGCUCAACAACCUGAGAGCAGACACCAUCAACCUGAAGGAGAUCAACCUCCGGCCGCAGAUGUCCCAGUUCCUGUGUUUGAAGAAUAUUCGGACAUUCCUGAAUUGCUGCUGCGAUGUGUUUGGAAUAAAAAAAAGUGACCUAUUUGAUGCCUUCGAUCUCUUUGAUGUUCGAGACUUUGGGAAGGUCAUGGACACCCUCUCCAAGCUCUCCUACACAGCAGUUGCUCAGCAAGCGGGAUUCAAGCCAUUUCCGACAGAGGAGAGCCUGAAGGACGAGGACAUUUACAACAAUCUGGAAGACUUGAUCGAUGAGAAUGUUCCUGAGGACGAGGAUGAGUUGUACGCAGCAGUCUACGGGUUGGAAGACGAUUACACGGGGGGAGAGAUCUAUGAAGACCUCAUGAGGAACGAGCAGCAUCCCCCACUGAAGCAGGCCGAGGUGGACGUCCGGAGCUGCUGCCUCAUAGAAAUCAAACAGACGGAGGAGAGAUACACAGAGACCCUGGAGUCCAUUGAGAAGUAUUUCCUGAAUCCACUGAAGAAGUUCUUCUCUGCAGCUGAAAUAGACAAAGUUUUCAUCAACAUUACAGACCUGGUUAAAGUUCACAAGAGCCUGAUGGUUGAGGUGCAGGAUUCCAUCGCCAACAAAAAUGCUCUCAAUCUUUACCAGAUCUUCAUCAACUACAAAGAGAGGCUGCUCAUCUAUGGCAUUUACUGCAGCCGGGUGGAGAUAGCCAUUGCUGGUUUGGACCGCAUCUGCAAAGAGAAAGAGGAUGUUCGCCUGAAGCUGGAGGAGUGCUCCAAAAGGGCCAACAAUGGGAAGUUCACAUUGAGGGACCUGCUGGUUGUCCCGAUGCAGAGAGUCCUGAAGUACCACCUUCUUCUACAGGAACUAGUCAAACACACUCACGAUGCUGCGGAUAAGAACAACCUGAAGAUUGCCCUUGAUGCCAUGAAAGACCUUGCUCAGUAUGUGAACGAAGUGAAGCGAGAUAACGAGACUCUGAGGGAGAUGGACCAGUACCAGAGGUCCAUUGAAAACCUGAAUCAGCCACUUAUCAGUUUUGGUCGGCCGAAGGGCGACGGAGAGGUGCGCUUAGUCUCUACGGUGGACAAGAGGAAACAAGACAGACACAUAUUUUUAUUUGAUGUGGCAGCUAUUGUCUGCAAGCGAAGAGGAGACAACUAUGAGAUGAAGGAAAUCCUGGAUCUGAAUUACUUCAAGGUCACCAACAACCCCACGUCUGACAGAGAGGGCAAGAAGUGGUGCUACGGCUUCUACGUGACGCACCAGCAGGGGCACACGGGCUUUGAACUCUUCUUCAAGACCAGAGAGCUGAAGAAGAAGUGGCUGGAUCAGUUUGAAAUGGCCAUAUCAAACAUCCGACCGGAGAAGGCCAACCACAACUCCCACCAGUUCAAGAUGCACACGUUUGAAAGGAUCACUUCCUGUAGCUACUGUCACCUUCUGCUCAGGGGCAUCUUUAACCAGGGUUAUCUCUGUCAAAAAUGUGGCGUUGGGGCUCAUAAGGAGUGUCUCGGGCGACUGGGAGUCUGCGGAAGAACAGAUCCUGUCAAAGCGAGGCCCAGGGAAAAUACAAUGCCACCAGACCCAGGUUUACCCAGGAUGGUGGUGGUCAGAGACUAUAGCGGCAUCCCGAAUCCCUCGUGUGGGCUCCCACUAAGCAUUCAUUCAGGGGAUGUCAUUGAGUUGAUGUUUGCUGACCUGCAGAGUUCCUGGUGGCAGGGCAGAAUUCUGGAUACAAGCAAGGUUGGCUUCUUUCCAAGUGACGCUGUGAGGCCUUGCCCAUGUGUCCCAAAACGCGUUGAUUACUCUGGCCAACUAUGGUUUGCAGGGCCUAUGGAGCGAUACCAGGCUGAGGUGGAGCUUCUGGACCGAGAAAACGGCACCUAUCUCAUCCGACACAGGAGUAAAGAGUGUUACGAAUAUGCCAUCAGUAUAAAGUUCAACGAUAAAGUCAAGCACAUUAAGAUUCUGACCAAGGAUGGAGGCUUUUAUAUUGCUGAGAGUCGACUUUUCAAGACUGUGCUGGAGCUGGUGGACUACUACAAACAGCACUCGUUGAAGGAAGGUUUCAGCAGUCUGGACACCACGCUGCAGGUUCCCUACCGGCCUCUGUCCAACGGAAACCUGCCCAGGGCCAUUCCCAGUGAUGGUAGUGUUCCUCCUGGUGGUUGCGGCUUUGUUCCUCCCUCCUCUUCGCCUUUCUGGUCAGUCUUUUCUCCUAGAGUGGUGGGUAUUGCGGUGGCACGCUAUGACUUCAGCUCCAGAGACACCCGGGAGCUCUCUCUGCUGCAGGGAGACAUUAUCAAGAUCUACACCAAGAUGUCUAAUGGAUGGUGGAAGGGGGAGGUCGACGGCAGGGUGGGCUGGUUUCCCGCUACCUACGUGGACGAAGAAGACUGACUGCUUGGCGAAUAAUAUCCAUUCAGUAUCGAUUCAAAGGUAAUAACCUCUGAUGCAGGCCACAUCGCUCUGCCACUCUCUGUACCCUCAGUCAAACCUUCUUGACAGAACUCAGAGACGCAGUCACGAGCGGAGGAGGCAUCAGCUCCCUUAAAUUAAUCUAAAAAGAAAGGAAAAAAAGAGAUUUCCCUGCCCUCUCUCACAGACUCUCACAUGAAGGGGCAGGUGUCAAAUCCGAGAUUUCAUGAGUGUCGUGCCACAUCUUGCCCUUCUGCGGCUCCGUCUGCCCCUGAGGGCCCACCGGAAAAAGGAGCGUGUGCUGCACCUUGAUAGCCCUCCCUUCCUCUGUUCCCGCUCACCUUCUCUUAUUAUUGAUGACUCCAUUGGCUGGUGUAAGACUUUCUCCAAUGUCAUCCUAUUUCGACACCAGGAAGGCUCCGUCACCCAGCUGGAGCGCUGAAUCCUCUGACAGUGCACCACUCAGGUGCUCCAUCAAUAUGAAAUGCAGACGCUGAGAAGCUUUGACUGUGGCUGGAACGCUGAAGCCCCGACGGCUGCUCAGACAUUUGUGUACAGCUUUUUUUUUUUAUUGUUUUUUGUUGUAUUUUUUUUACCACUGGAAAACCUUCAUUUAUUAAAAACCUCAAACCUCCUCAGGAAAAGGAUUGGAAGUUUUCAGUUUAAAAUCUGUCAAUUACGUGUCCUUGACAUUCAGUGUUAAUAACAGUUAGAGCUUGAAGUGGUUCCUUAAAGCAGUGGUUCUCAAACUUUUUUCAGUGAUGUACCCCCUUUUACAGCAGUUACAGUGCUGUGCCAUCAAUGUCUGAUUUAUUAAACCUUAACUAAACAUUGCAUGUAGAAACAAAUAAGAAAAACAGAAAACAAUGAAUAUACAUAAAUAACUAAAAAUGUAU